Molecule: messenger RNA, 1437 nt
Organism: Myzus persicae (green peach aphid)
Lineage: Eukaryota; Metazoa; Arthropoda; Insecta; Hemiptera; Aphididae
Product: calcium-binding mitochondrial carrier protein SCaMC-1-A-like
Exons: 9
Coding region: 1-1437 (478 amino acids)
Biological process (GO): transmembrane transport
Molecular function (GO): ATP transmembrane transporter activity; calcium ion binding
Source: RefSeq, a predicted model, not a curated record
AUGGUGAACACCAUUAAUGAUCAGACUGUCAGUCUUAAUAAUACUGAAAGCAUUAUGCCUACUCAUUAUCUACAUGAGCUUCCCAAUGAAGAUGAACUUAAUUUGGCUAAAUUAUUUGAAUCGCUUGAUAUGGACAAGAACGGUGAAGUUGACGUACUUGAUUUGUCUAGUUCAUUGCAUGAUAAAGAAUAUGCUCAAUUUUUAGAACUAUCUGAUGCAUACAAGAGUGGUUCAAUUACAUUAGCUGAAUUUAUAAAUUACGUUAAAGAAUAUGAAAAAACAUUAAAGCUAAGUUUUUCAAACAUUGACAAAAACAAAGAUGGGAAAAUUGAUCAAUAUGAACUUAUAAGAGCUUUUCAAGAAUUGGGAAUAGACAUUGACGUCACUGAAACUGUAAAACUUCUUAAAAGGAUGGAUAAAGAUGGUAGUUUAGAAAUAAGCUUUGAAGAAUGGAGAGAUUUUUUACUUUACUGCCCACAUACACACUUACACAACUUAAUUAAAUAUUGGAGGCAUUCAGCUUUAAUAGACUUUGGAGAAGAUAUGAAUGUUCCUGUUGAUUUCACUCAAGCUGAAAUGCUAAAAGGGAUGUGGUGGCGGCAUCUUGUAUCUGGUGGUGUGGCUGGAGCUGUCUCAAGAACUUUUACUGCACCUUUGGAUAGACUUAAAGUAUUCUUACAAGUGUAUGGCAAUCAACAUAGCAAUAUAACAACUUGUUUCAAAAGUAUGUUAAAAGAAGGAGGCAAACUAGGUAUGUGGCGUGGAAAUGGUAUAAAUGUACUCAAGAUAGCUCCAGAGUCUGCGUUCAAAUUUAUGGCUUAUGAACAAGCGAAACGCAGGAUUCAAGGUUCAAGAACUACAGAUUUAACAAUAUUUGAAAAAUUUUUUGCCGGAUCACUCGCAGGAGGUUUUAGUCAAUCAUUAAUUUAUCCCCUAGAGGUUUUAAAAACAAAAUUAGCCAUCAGCAAAAGUAAUCAGUAUAAGGGUAUAUUUGAUUGUAUCCAAAAAAUUUAUUACCGUGAAGGUAUACGAAGUUUUUACAGGGGUUAUGUACCCAACCUUUUAGGUAUACUUCCUUACGCUGGUAUUGACCUUGCAGUUUAUGAGACAUUAAAAAAUAAGUAUAUCGCUUCACACAAUGAUGGCGAAAAACCUGGAAUGCCAUUAUUGUUAGCUUGUGGUACUGUAUCUAGUACUUGUGGUCAGGUAUGUUCAUACCCUUUAUCUCUUGUCCGUACACGUCUUCAGGCACCUAAUUUCGAAGGUCCCGAUACAAGGACAAUGAUGUCAGUAUUUAGAGAAAUUUGGGUAAAAGAAGGUAUCCCUGGAUUGUACAGAGGUAUCACUCCAAAUUUUAUUAAAGUAGCGCCCGCUGUUAGUAUAAGUUAUGUUGUUUAUGAAAGAUGCCGUGAAGCACUUGGAGUUUCUAUGUUGUAA